AUGUCUAGGGAUAUUGUACAGAAACAACCGGUAGAGAAUACCAAUACAGAGAAUGUAUCACAGUUGAUACAGCGUAAGGGGACUGACGAAGGAACGGGAUUGCGAAACAACCAUGCCCAGCGCACAGCGCAUCAACAAUUAGAGAGGCAGGUGUUGACAGAUAUCCAAGGACAGAAUGGUUCAAAGAAACAAUUUCCUGUCCAUAGCCAUGGAUUGCAUGAGACAACGGUACAAUCAAAUGUACAGGCGCAACCGCAAGGAAGUGGAAUACAGAAGGAAGAAGAAAGUGGACAUUUAACUGCCAUCAGUGGAAUGUCAAUGUGUUCACCAUUUUAUACGAGCACAGUUCAGUAUGAGAACACCAGUUUGCAAGCAAAUAAAUCAAUCAAAAUCAAGGGCGACGAAUCGUUAAUUAGCGAGCGGAAAGAUGAUGUUGAUCGUUAUCGAGGAACUUCGUUAAAGAGAUGUGCGCCAGUUGAGACUGAAGAUGAGCUAAUUGAGGCUGAUCAGACACAGGAGAGUAAACGUUUAAGGUUGGAUACCGAAGAAAACGAUGAGGAGGAGGAAGAUGCUGGUGUUGUUGAGAGGAUUGGGAUUUCACAUGAUGAACAAGGAUGGGAUGAUCUAGAUUCUGGAGAUUUUGAUGAUCCUCUGAUGGUGAGUGAAUAUGUUCAAGAUAUUUUUGAAUAUUUACAUGAAUUGGAGCUGAGAACUUUGCCGAAUCCAAACUACUUACAAAUGCAAAGAAAUUUAAGACCCAAGAUGAGGAGUAUAUUAGUUGAUUGGCUGGUUGAGGUCCACCUCAAAUUUAAGUUACUGCCGGAGACCCUUUAUUUAUCGAUCAAUAUAAUGGAUAGGUUUUUAUCGAAGGAGUUAGUACAGGUGGAUCGAUUGCAACUACUAGCCACUGGUUCGUUGUUUAUAGCGGCAAAAUACGAGGAAGUUUACUCACCAUCAAUUAAGAACUAUGCAUAUGUCACCGAUGGAGCGUUCUCAGAGGAUGAAAUUCUUGGAGCUGAACGGUUUAUAUUGGAAAUUCUAAAUUUUGACAUGUCGUAUCCGAAUCCAAUGAACUUCUUGCGUCGAAUCUCCAAAGCUGACGAUUAUGAUGUCAACACGCGGACAAUCGGAAAGUACCUCUUGGAGAUAACUAUUAUCGACCAUAAAUUCAUUGGCUACUUGCCGUCCUUGUGUUGUGCUGGUGCAAUGUAUAUAUCACGAAAAAUGAUUGGCAAGAACGAUUGGAAUAAAAACCUGAUUCACUAUUCCGGUGGUUACAAGGCCGAAGAUUUGGAGGAAGUGUGUAUAAUGAUCAUGGACUACCUUGUGAGUCCUAUUAUACACGAGGAGUUUUUCAAAAAGUAUGCCUCGAGGAAGUUUAUGAAGGUUUCUAUAUUGGCUAGGCAAUGGGCUAAAAGGCUGCUGAAUGAGCGCAAAAAUAUCAUGGAGGAUAUAUAA
Pichia kudriavzevii is the source of this 1458-nucleotide messenger RNA. RefSeq lists its product as uncharacterized. Gene Ontology annotation, molecular function: cyclin-dependent protein serine/threonine kinase regulator activity. The transcript is spliced from 2 exons. Gene Ontology annotation, biological process: regulation of cyclin-dependent protein serine/threonine kinase activity; G2/M transition of mitotic cell cycle. Bases 1 to 1458 code for a protein of 485 amino acids. NCBI's taxonomy places the organism in Eukaryota, Fungi, Ascomycota, Pichiomycetes, Pichiales, Pichiaceae. Gene Ontology annotation, cellular component: cyclin-dependent protein kinase holoenzyme complex; centrosome; cytoplasm. The record is from RefSeq and is a predicted model, not a curated record.